GCGGUGCUGAGGCACCUGGGGGGAGCUGGGCUUCCAGGGAGCGGCUCGAGGCCUUUAAGAAUGAGGAGGGGGCAGCGAGGACUCGUCUCGGCUGAGGAGGACUCCACCGCGUCCCACCAUCCUAGGUCCUUACUGGGGUUCUCUACAUAUGAUUCUGCUUGUCAAAUUGCCCAGGAAAUUGCUGAGAAAAUUCAACAACGAAAUCAAUAUGAAAGAAGAGGUGAAAAGACAUCUAAGCUUACCGUGACAAUCAGAGCUUUGUUGCAGAAUCUGAAGGAAAAGAUCACCCUUUUGAAGGACUUAUUGCUAAGAGCUGUGUCAACACAUCAGAUGUAUCCACGUAAACAUUUCCAACUCUAUUCUAGAAUGGGAGGAAAAGCAAUCUUAUUUUAAGAGAGGAAGGAAUCUGGGCCACCCAGAUUUUUCCACAACUUUGGGAGGACCUGGUUUCCACAUCAUUGCAUGUAAUCUUGUUUUAUAGUGAAUAUGCUGGCAAGGCAAGACCUUCAAAAGGAAUUAACUUGUUUGGGUGUGACCUUUAUAGGGCAGGAAGCUAAUGCUUUCUGUCAGUGCUGUAUUUAUGGAGCCGCACAUAGCUCUCUCUCUGUCUACUGCUUGAGGAUGGCUAGCCACUGCUCUGAGAGCAAAGCCUCCAUGAUAAUCCUGAGCUGUGGUUCUACUUCUGGACUUCUCAGACUUUUUUUUUUUUAUUUUUUAUUGUUUUAUUAUUCAU
Molecule: messenger RNA, 733 nt
Organism: Castor canadensis (American beaver)
Lineage: Eukaryota; Metazoa; Chordata; Mammalia; Rodentia; Castoridae
Source: RefSeq, a predicted model, not a curated record